GAGAGAGAGAGAGAGAGAGAGAGAAAGAGAGAGAGAGAGAGAGAGAGGAAGAGAGAAAGAAUAACUAGUGGGAAAGAGGAUUUUUUUUGUCCUUUAACGGGCUUGUAACUUCUAACGGUCUGUCUGUGAGACACGGUUGUCCUCAGACCGGUUAAACUGGAUCGGUGAGACGGUCACUGUGUUAUUUAAUUCUGGGUGAAGCUCCAGUUAAUGGACUAAGCUGAUGAGAACAUUGUCCAUUCCCUGUGGAGCGUAGUGCCGUGUCAUCGCAUUUAAUCACUCAGACCUUUCAAACAUGAGCCAAUUGUUCCUGUUGUGCAGUUAAGCGAAGCUCCCAGGCCUGAGCUUCCUGACACAAGAGGACCACCUGACCCAGUCUCUGUGAUAUUUUCACAAGUUUCUCGUCCCUUUACUUAAAGCCGUGCUGCGAUGUAUGGUAGUGCCCGCUCAGUGGGUAAACCGGAGGGCACUCAGAGCCCCGGACGCUCUCCACGCUUACCUCGUUCCCCUCGCCUGGGCCAUCGGCGUAAUAACAGCACAGGGGGUACGGGUGGUAAAACACUCUCCAUGGAGAACAUUCAGUCUCUAAACGCCGCCUAUGCCACAUCUGGCCCCACAUACCUGAGCGACAAUGACACUACCAUGCCCGCCUCCAUCUCUGUCUCCAUCUCAGAUGUGCCAAAGAGCACUAUGACCCUGGGCCGCUCGGGCGCUCGGCUUCCCUACGGCACACGCGCCACAGUGUCGGGCAGCAGCCCCAACAUCGCCAGCGACUCCAUUGCCUUUGGGGAUCACCACGUGCCUGCAGCUAUGGCAUCCACUGUGCCACACUCGCUGCGCCAAGCCCGCGACAACACCAUCAUGGACCUGCAGGCGCAGCUGAAAGAAGUUCUGCGUGAGAAUGAGCUCCUGCGCAAAGAGGUAGACAUCAAAGAGAGCAAGCUCAGCUCAUCCAUGAACUCCAUCAAGACAUUCUGGAGCCCCGAGCUGAAGAAGGAGCGUGCCCUUCGCAAGGACGAGGUCUCCAAGAUUGCUGUGUGGAAGGAACAAUACCGUGUGAUGCAGGAGGAAACGCAGCAUCUCCAAAUGACCAUCCAGGCUCUCCAGGACGAGCUGCGCAUCCAGCGCGACCUCAACCAGCUCUUCCAGCAGGACUGCAGCGGGACGCGGCCGGGCGAACCGUUCUCCGCCGAGCUCACCGAGGAGAACUUCCACAGGCUGCACAGUGAACAUGAAAGGCAAGCCAAAGAGCUGUUUCUCCUGAGGAAAACUCUGGAGGAGAUGGAGCUGCGCAUCGACACGCAGAAACAGACGCUCAACGCUCGGGACGAGUCCAUCAAGAAACUGCUGGAGAUGCUACAAAGCAAAGGUCUGUCAGCUAAAGUCAGCGAGGAGGAGCACGAGCGCACUCGGCGCCUCGCCGAGGCCGAGAUGCACAUCCACCAUCUGGAAAGCCUGCUGGAGCAGAGGGACAAGGAGACGGGCGCACUCAGGGAGGAGCUCCAUCGACGCUACGACGGAGCACCUGAUUCUGCCAAGACCAAAGCCCUACAGACUGUCAUCGAGAUGAAGGAUUCUAAGAUCAGUUCUCUAGAGCGCAGUCUAAGGGAUGUGGAGGAGGAGGUGCAGAUGCUGAAAUCCAACGGAGCUUUAAGCACAGAGGAGAGAGAGGAGGAGAUGAAGCAGAUGGAAGUCUAUCGCAGCCACUCCAAAUUCAUGAAGAAUAAGGUAGAGCAGCUGAAGGAGGAGCUGAUUCAGAGCGAGGCCCAGGCCGAGGAGCUGAGAAACCGAACAGCUGAGCUGCAGCUGGAGCUCUCUGCAAUUGACCAGGUGAAGCAGGACCUGUCCAGGAAGGACACUGAACUUCUGGGCCUGCAGACCAAACUCGAGACACUCAACAACCAGUUCUCAGACAGCAAGCAGCACAUUGACGUCCUUAAAGAGUCUCUAACUGCCAAAGAACAGCGAGCUGCUAUUCUACAAACAGAGGUGGAUGCCCUUCGUCUGCGCCUGGAGGAAAAGGAAGCCAUGCUGAAUAAGAAGACAAAGCAGAUCCAGGAAAUGUCAGAAGAGAAAGGCACACUCGGUGGAGAAAUCCAUGACCUUAAAGACAUGCUCGAUGUCAAAGAGCGCAAAGUCACUGUGCUGCAGAAGAAGAUCGAGAACCUCCAGGAACAGCUGAAGGACAAGGAGAAGCAGAUGAGUAGUCUGAAAGAGAGGGUCAAAUCCCUGCAGACUGACACCUCUAACACCGAUACAGCGCUCACUACGCUCGAGGAGGCGCUGGCUGAGAAAGAGCGAAUUAUCGAGCGUCUGAAGGAGCAGAGAGAUCGAGAUGAGAGGGAGAAGGGAGAAGAGCUGGAUAGCAGCAAGAAAGAGCUUAAGGAGCUGAAAGAGAAACUCAGCCUGCUACAAGGAGACCUGUCUGACCGUGAGACAUCUUUGUUGGAUCUGAAGGAGCACGCCUCAUCCCUGGCCUCGGCGGGUUUGAAGAAGGACUCCAAACUCAAAAGUCUGGAGAUUUCACUGGAGCAGAAGAAAGAGGAGUGCAUCAAACUGGAGAUCCAGCUCAAGAAGGCUCAGACGGCAGCUGCAGAGGCUCAGGCGAGCACAGAGCUGUCAGAGCGCAUCAGCUCCCUCGAGCAGGAGGUGAACCGACACAGAGAGGAUGCUGGGAAAGCCCAGGCUGAAGUGGACCGUCUGCUGGAGAUCCUCCGAGAGAUGGAGAACGAGAAGAACGACAAAGACCGCAAGAUCAGUGAACUGGAGAGGCAGAUGAAGGACCAGAGCAAGAAGGUAGCCACUCUGAAACACAAGGAGCAAGUGGAGAAGAACCGGAACGCACAGCUGAUGGAGGAGGCACGCAAGCGUGAGGAUAACAUGAACGAAAGCUCUCAGCAGGUCAAGGACUCUCUGAGGCAGAAAGAUGAACGAAUUGAGGAACUGGAAGAGGCCCUACGUGAAAGUGUUCAGAUCACCGCGGAGAGAGAGAUGGUGCUGGCACAAGAAGAGGCCGCACGCACACACGCAGAGAAACAGAUGGAGGAGCUGUUGGGAGCAAUGGAAAAGGUAAAGCAGGAGCUGGAGUCCAUGAAGGCCAAGCUUUCGUCUACGCAACAGUCCCUGGCGGAGAAGGAGGCCCACCUGACCACACUGCGAGCCGAGCGCAGGAAGCACCUGGAGGAGGUUCUGGAGAUGAAACAGGAGGCGCUAUUGGCGGCCAUCAGCGAGAAGGACGCCAACAUCGCACUCCUGGAACUGUCCUCCUCUAAAAAGAAGAAGACUCAGGACGAAGUGGCUCUGCUGAAGAGGGAGAAAGACCGGCUGGUACAGCAGCUCAAACAGCAGACGCAGAACCGGAUGAAACUGAUGGCCGAUAAUUACGAGGAUGACCAUCUGAAAGCUUCUUCAAAUUCAGACCAGAGUAAUCACAAGCCCUCCCCAGAUCAGAUUAUUCCCCCUCUUAUAGACCUCAAUCAGAACCGCAGUAAGCUGAAAUUGUACAUUGGCCACCUCACAGCCCUUUGUCAUGAGAGAGACCCCCACAUCCUGCAGGACCUGGCUCCACCCUCAGCUUACCACCGCAGCCAGAGGGACGCCUGGGAGGAAGAGCUACAGAAGAUGAGCCGGGAGGAGCUGGAAUCAGAGCUGGAGCAAUGCGAGCGAGAGAGCGCCGAGCUGCAGGAGUACGCCAACUCCGUCCUGCAGCAGAUCGCAGACCACUGCCCUGACAUCCUGGAGCAGGUCGUCAACGCACUGGAGGAGUCGUGCUGAACGUGACCUCGCACUCUCUUCCACUUCUCCCCCACCCCGUUCUUUUUUUUCUUCUUCUUCUUCUUCUUUUUUUGACUCAACCCUACGAGCUCAAGGACACCAGCGUGCAUCUAAACCCACACUUCCAGACGCCAGACAGGAAGGAGCUGGAGUGUAAAUUAGGAUGCACAGCUGAACAAGCCUCGUGGGGGUCGUUCCUGCAUCAGACGUCUCAUGACACUGUCUCUCAUCACCUACCUAUCCUCCUCUGUGCUGGUUAACUGCUCCAAGUCCUCCAUGUUUACAGCUCGCUCACACACACAUAUACACACUGAGAUGAAGUGGUGUGGUGCAGUAUUAAAGUAGAAGUCCAUUAAGUCCAUCAGUAUGAGUGAAACCAAAACAUCUUACCCUUAACAUGAAGAGGCUCUCGCUCUCUCUCUCUCUCUCUCUCUCUCUCUCUCUCUUUCCAUCUCUCUCCGAGUCCAUAAAUCUGCUCUCUGAUGGCCUCCAGAUGCAGGAGCACCGAAAACGUCCUUUUCUCUUUUUCUAAGCAUAUCGAGUGAGUCAUGUGAAUUCACUUUAGAGGCGUUUGCUCUCUACUGUAUCAAAUCCCAUCAUUCAGCACUGUAGGUCAAUCCAUAACCCUGUUACUACCCAGAAUUCCCUUUAGAGUUGUAUUUUAAUUUUGCCCAAAUCGUCUGGGAGAGCAGGAGAAGAACCGUCAUGUUCUGAGGAUUAUUGCCGCUACCGUUUGUUUGUCUGAAUCUUUUAAGGAAAUUAGAAAAGGGAUUAUUAUUAUUAUUAGCAGGAUUAGGAGUAGUUCCUGACACCUAGUUUUAUUACAGAUAUAGAUAUAGAUAUAAAAGAGAGAGAGAGGGAGGUUCAGGACAGGUGGUGUAUUAUGUAAAUUGUAUAGUAUCCUGAAUAAGCGUUUCACCCAAGUGACUGUUACUUCUGCUGUUUGAAAAUAAGUCAAAUCGCUCUUAUUUCAAAGGGGGGGGUUUCCGCAAUUCUUUAUCUCUAUGUCUCCUGCUCUCGAGCCCCUUGUCCCCACGUACACAAGGUGAAUCUUCUCACCGUUUAUGAUUAUAUGAGUCUCUAUCUCCAGGGCCAAGGGUGUCUGAAAGCAGGGUCAACUCAUCAUAAAUAUUGCCUCAUCAAUUACUCAUCCGGAGUGGAUUCUCCCACAGAUGAGGAUGACACAGAGACGUACCCCACAGAGACGUGCUCUCGUCUCUCAUCUCUCUCGGUUUCAACGUGCAGUCCUGCGUUUCAUUGCAGCGAUAAGCAGUGCGGUAUAUUUCCACGUCUGUGAUCUCUGCAAGGCUUUAUCUUUCUUAUUAACACACACACACACAGUCAUGCCACCAAACAGGUACAAGGAGACAGAUAAGAGAGAAAUACCUUCGUUUUACUCAAACAUGGACUCGAGUGAUUUUAUAGCACGUAUCUCUCCAUUAGCCGACGAGGUAACGGUUUCUAUUUAAGAUCCCAAACAACACACAUUAAAUUGGCAUGUGAUACGAGAUAAACUCCCUUUUUAAAUCAUAAACACGUAGUCAAAGACGUAUCCGGAUGCAAGUUACAAAGAUUAAAGACGAUCAACCUUAAAAAACAGCGUGUAUAUUACUACAGGCUCUGUUUACUUAUAAUUGGAGCAUCGUUUUAAGAAAACUGCAUGUUUUUAGAUACUAAUAUAUCUCAAUAAAGAAAUAUAAUGUUUUGAAAUGUCUACAAACAUAAUCCCUGCUUUUGGAUCAUGUUCAUUUGCGCACACAGUCACUAGUUUCUCAGGUGACUCUUUUUACGUCAGCAGUAGAUUAAAUCUAAUCGUGUUUGACACCGUCGUGUAUUUUUCAUUUUUAAGCAGUAACACACCAAACUGCUUUUUUUUAAAAAUUAUUAUUAAAGCAAACGUGCAAAAUCAGAGUGUCUAUUUUACUCAAACACACAAUCCUCAGUGUGUAACAUUUGUCUGGCACCUUUUUGUGCAGGCGCAAUCCAAUUCGCUCUUUCAGGUUUUCGCUAAAUACCCAAAAACGGUUAAACUGCUUAUGUUAAGAUGUUGAAAGUUCAAACAGAAAACAAGACGACGUCUAAGUUCGCAUUCUUCUCUCGUUAUAAAUGUGAUCUAGAUAUCCUCUAAUAGUUUUCUUUGUAUUUUUAACGUCUCCCGCGGUUUAUUUUGCUUGGUGGUUUAAACGGGUCCUCCUGCAUUUCUGUGGGAAUUCGAUGGGAAUUUUUAGACGAGUUGUAACCACGGGGGGUGUAAACUUUUGCACUCGACUCUAUUUUUCGUACGUAUAAAUGAGAUGAUCCAAAGGUUAACGAGAGCCCGUUUGUGCCAGUGUUUAAUGAUGUAGUACGUAAUGGUGCCUCGCUUUAUGUUGGCAUUACCAAGGAAACGCCCUGAGACGGCACGGCACAAACCCAAAUGAUUUUAUUACAGUUUUUAUUGCCACGAUUAAUCCUGAUGGGUUUCUUUAUGCGACAGAGCAUGCACACUAAUCUGGGCUUCUUUUUCUCUCGUCUCAUCUCUCUCACACACACACACACACACAGAGUGCACUGUGUUUUGGCUCGGUACUCUACGGCCUCUGAAAUAUGGGGCUCAGUUAUCAGGGCUGUGGCUGAGUAUCCAAGCUUAGACUAAACACUGGCCUCUCGCACAUGCUCACUCUUACACAUCCACUUUUACACACACAAGCAGGAUUUAUGAUGCACACUCUUAACGUUCCCUGAUGCCUGCCUCCAGUCAGCUCCGAAUUCAGUCAGAAAACAAGACCGAGUAACCAGAAACAGAUCAGAGAGGGAAAGUGUUGGAGGAAGAGGAAGAGGAGGAGGAGAUUCUCUCUUGCGUGUCAUAUGUAGUGACUCUCAGCUUCUCUCACUGACCUUCAAGUUUUUCAGGAUGUUUUAUUCUUCAUAUCGUCUAAAGCCGGCUCGGUUCGUUGUGUUUAAUUCUUCAUAAGUUACACGUCGCACUUUAAGUUACGGUGCCUUGCAUAUUUGGAAGAGUGGCAGGUCAGAAGCACAUCUGCUCGUAUAAUUAUGCACAAGGCAUUGCUUUAGCUUUUUUUUUUCUCUCUCUCUCUCUCUUCUCUCCCCCUCUCUCUGUCAAGUGCAUAUAGAAAGGGAGGUGAAGCCUUCAAAUGUUCUCUAGUGUUGUCUUUUAAAGCAAUGCCAUACUCAAUCCUUCAUCUUCUCAUUUCAUUGUGGAAUUUUUCCAUUAUCUAUCAGUUUGGAGCUCGCAGUCGGGUCUCCGCUCACGCCGUCUGGGAGUCGACGGUAUCGCCGAGGAUCAUUAGAAAUAAACACACAAAAACACGCCGUCACUCAUCUUUUUUUUUUCUAAAUCUUUUCUAAUAUGUGACAUGAUCGCAACAGUAAAGGCCAGCGCUCAUCUUUGAGAGUCUGAGUUAUUUGCUAUUGCUCUUGUCUGUUCACUCAGCGAUGAGAACACUGCCAGAGAAAUUCUGCCUGGACUUGUUUAACUCUCCCCCCUACACGUACACGCAUCUAUAUUUAUAUAUCAGCUGAUAAAGGGAGACGAAUCGAGUUGAACUCCGUGCUGUUGUUGGGUUGUUUUUUGUUUUGUUUUUGUUAUUUGUUUUUUUUUCCUCACAACGUCGUCUACGAAGGGGGAAGAAGUCCGUCUGAACAAAACGUCGUCGAGACGACGAUCUCUCAAAUACUUUCUAAGUGUCAAAUAAAAGCUGUUAACACAGAUCGUGAGAAGCGUUACCGUGUGGAUGAUGUAUCGUCUCUAUGUGCUCAAUACUCUACUUACGUUCGGUUCUUUAUCCCCACAUCCUGUUCAAAUGUGGGAGAUUAAAAAGUGUUGUUUUUGUUUUCUUCUUUUAAAUCACUAAUGUUUACGUGUGUUCAGGGGUUAAAAAGCCUCCCUCCAUGACUGUGCUCCACAUGUGCUCGCUGAUCCCUAGCCUUGUUUUAACUACUAAAACUGUGACUCUGGAUCGCAGGUCAGCUUUAUUCGAGCGUGAAACACAAUCCGGACGCUUUUCUGUUUCCUGUCGUUUAGCGCUCGUGUUUAAAAACGACACUCACGUGUUACGACCCUUUAAGUAGCUCUCUAUUAAAUAGUUUACUUAUCCACUCGUGUACUAUCGACAUUGUUUACUUAAACGCUCCGCAUUUUCCAUGCAUCCGUCACGUCCGUUCCCAUCCGUUUACAGAGAACCGAAAGAGCGUUAAAACAGCUGCUGAAGGAUCAGGACACGUUCGUCUGCGUGACACCGAAUGCAGCCGAGUCUACUGUUAAAAUGAACCAAAGCUGAACUGAAGGCUCCUUAUGUUAAGUCGUGAAGGUCAAACCAAAGACGUGCAACUUUCUGAGAGUUUUUGUAUCCCCCUUUUUAUUACUAUUAUUUUUUUUUCCUCCCUCUAAUGACAGAAUGCACAGAUUGACCACACAUUGUGAAGUCCACCAAAUCGGGCUCCUCUCUUAUAUCUCUUAUAUCUUACAUCCUCAUUUCAGAGGAUUUAUAAAAUAUCUAUAAUAUUGUAAUUAAGUGGUUCCUUUUCCCCAGCACACUGUCACAGUCCUGGAGGGUGCCUACCCCAUUUCCACCUUAAUUUAAUACAUUUAAUAAAGGAAAAUAUGUUUUAAAAAACAGUUCUUUACCAUAUCUGGGUUUCAUUUGCUUCCUUAUAUAUAUA
Messenger RNA from Tachysurus vachellii, 8436 nucleotides. It is a transcript of the gene erc1b, whose product is annotated as ELKS/RAB6-interacting/CAST family member 1b. Gene Ontology annotation, biological process: maintenance of presynaptic active zone structure; neuromuscular synaptic transmission; regulation of synaptic plasticity. The transcript has 19 exons. Bases 430 to 3774 code for a protein of 1114 amino acids. Gene Ontology annotation, cellular component: cytoskeleton of presynaptic active zone. NCBI's taxonomy places the organism in Eukaryota, Metazoa, Chordata, Actinopteri, Siluriformes, Bagridae. The record is from RefSeq and is a predicted model, not a curated record. Gene Ontology annotation, molecular function: structural constituent of presynaptic active zone.